ACAACCCCCGUAUACCAUAUUGGCGACGAUUUCGAGUCUACGCGAAGUUUAACAGUGUCAUUUACAAGUACCUAAAUAUGGCCAUCGGUAAAUUAGAAGUGUUUAAUGUUGAGUCGGACAGCUGGUCGACUUACGUGGAACGGUUGGAACAAUAUUUCGUUGUCAACGAAACAAAGGAAGAACACAAAGUGCCGACGUUGAUAACGGUUAUGGGAAAUCAAGCCUACGAACUAUUAGUAACCCUGUGUACACCCGAUAAACCGGCAAGUAAAAAAUUCGCGGAUUUAGUGAAAGUGAUGAGCGGCCAUUUGCAACCGAAACCGAGUUUGUUAGCAGAGCGAUACCGGUUUCGUAACAGGAAACAAAAGACGGGUGAAUCGGUGGCGGAUUUUGUUGCAGAUCUCAAAAAGUUAGCAAAGCAUUGCGUCUUUGGGACCCAGCUGACAGAAAAUUUAAGGGAUCAGCUAGUGUGUGGGCUUUGUGAUGAAACAAUACGGCAGCGGUUGUUUACCGAAGAUAAUAUUGCGUUUGACCGGGCAUUACAAGUGGCGGUAGCGAUGGAGGCAGCGCAGACAAACGCAGCGGCAGUAGUGGAGGGUCGGGCAAAAGGCUUGGAAGGCAGCCCGAGUACGUCGAGUGGUUGUCAUGCGGUAUCAGCGCAAUCAUGGCGCGGCAGGAGAGCGAUGACGUCAUACCGAGCGACCAACAACAAGGAGACGCGGCCGCCUGGUAACAGCGCGGCACAACCUUUGGGGUCCAGGCGCCAGGACCAGGCACCUCGAGAUUGGCGCCGUACCGAACAAACAACACCACGCACUUCAUCGGGGCCGGAAUGUAGUGUUUGUGCCGGGGCAUUUGAAGAAGAUGUGUCCUAG
Messenger RNA from Cydia splendana, 875 nucleotides. RefSeq lists its product as uncharacterized. Bases 78 to 875 code for a protein of 265 amino acids. NCBI's taxonomy places the organism in Eukaryota, Metazoa, Arthropoda, Insecta, Lepidoptera, Tortricidae. The transcript has 2 exons. The record is from RefSeq and is a predicted model, not a curated record.